AUGAGAAAACGUAUCAUCGUGUGUUGCGAUGGCACAAACAACGACCUACGUAGCGAUGGGACGAUGUGGUCCAACGUCGGUCGCAUUGCCGAGUGUAUCAGCGAGUACAUCAGCAAGGACAAGACCACCAAGCAGGUUGUUGGCUACUUAUCGGGGAUAGGCACGGAAGGAGGCAGCUGGCUCAGAAUGAAGAAUCAAGCAACCGGUUAUGGCCUUGACGAGAAGAUCCUCGCAGCGUAUGGCUUCAUCUGCAACUACUACGACAAGGGGGAUUCCAUCGUGCUCAUCGGCUUCUCUCGCGGGGCCUUUAUUGCUCGCUGUGUUGUGGCGUUCAUUGCCGAUGUUGGUGUCUUGUAUAAAACCCCUCUCCGCGGGAAGACGGUUGAAGACAUAUACACGGAAUGGACGCAGUUAAUGACGCCAGGUCCCGAGAAUGCCAAACGACGAGAGCUUCUCUUUGUUAAGUACAAUUCUUCUUCGAACGCUCGAAGAGUCGUCGAUGCUCUCGCCUUGUGGGAUACAGUCAGUUCACUUCAUCACUCGCCACCAAAGACCUACCUUGAUCCUGUCAAAACCCAACCGCCAUGGAAUGUGAAGUAUGCAUUCCAUGCUCUUGCGUUAGAAGAACAUCGAGGACUGUUCAAGCCUGAUGUCUGGACGGGGGAUUAUCCUGCUGGAGUAAAGGUUCUCAAGCAGUGCUGGUUCCGCGGCGUGCACAGCCAUGUCGGCGGUUCAAAUGAACAGUGGAGCAAUAACUUGACAAACGUGUCUCUCAGCUGGAUUAUCGCGCAGCUCAAAGAGAAUGGUCUUGUUAGUUUUGACAAGGAUCAGCUUAAACGUGUGUUUGCUAGUGAUGGCACAGCAAAGACAACCUUUCAAUCGCGAAAAGAUGUGGGCAUGAAGGACUCUGAUAACGCACUCUGGAAGUUCCUUGCGUUUGGCGCAGGCGAGAAAGCCGCUCUCAGGACUCCCGGCAACGGUACUAAUGAGUUUUUACACUGGAGUGUGGUCUCGCAGCCUUCCCAACUGCUCCAACCCGUGCCGCCUAUGAAGCUCAAAAUACCCAUGGGAUCAUUGUUGCCUACAGAGAAAGCGACAGAGUCUGAGCGCGAAGCCGUUCGAUGGCCUGAGCUCUAUUUCUACUAUACUGAAGACUGUCAGAUGACGCCUGAGGAAGCAAAUGGGCGUCUUGCAGUUAAUCAUCGCGAAAUUUUCGACAUUGAACGGCCAGAUGAAACAAGCAGAAGAUAUCUACCUCUCAUUCGUGGAAAACGAUAUUGCAAUGCGAUGAGCCCUCCACCACCGCAGAACAGUGGCGAUGACUCGGAAGGUCGAUUCCAUGUGAUUGACGAUACGGUCGAGAUGGAAUCCCAACCUCAAGCAAGUGUGGAACCCAUAUCGUCCUAUGGUAACUACAUCCACGAGGUAGCCAAUGCCGAAACUCAAGAUUAUCCGUAUCGUGGCUCCGAUCAUUUACUGGCAGGAGAACAAGCUAGAGAGGCACGGAAGAAGCAGGAAGAAGUCGUCUAG
Messenger RNA from Fusarium graminearum PH-1, 1530 nucleotides. RefSeq lists its product as uncharacterized. The transcript has 5 exons. The record is from RefSeq and is a predicted model, not a curated record. Lineage: Eukaryota; Fungi; Ascomycota; Sordariomycetes; Hypocreales; Nectriaceae. The coding region runs from base 1 to 1530 and encodes 509 amino acids.